Messenger RNA from Drosophila obscura, 2295 nucleotides. Its product is annotated as platelet glycoprotein V-like. Gene Ontology annotation, molecular function: protein binding. The coding region runs from base 43 to 2073 and encodes 676 amino acids. Lineage: Eukaryota; Metazoa; Arthropoda; Insecta; Diptera; Drosophilidae. The transcript is spliced from 4 exons. The record is from RefSeq and is a predicted model, not a curated record.
GUUCAGGCAUGUGGCAGUUGCGCUGCGUUUUCGUUUUAGUUUAUGAAUGGCAUUCGUCGAAUAAAGCGUUACGCCAGAAUGAAGAUGAAGGGGAUCGUACAGGGCUCAAAGACGCUGCUGAUCUUGCUAAUGCUGACGAAGUCGAUACAUGGAUCUGCGCUGGGCUAUGUUCUACGGCCUAUGCCUGAACCGGAGCUGGAAGCUCGCACUUGCCCAGUCAAAUGCGUCUGUCAGUUGGAGGCAUUCAACGAGCUGCCCAUUGCUCGUUGGGUUAAUCACAUGGCCAGGAAGCAUGUGGAUGAUAGCUUGCUGCUAACCACACACACAAAACUAGCCACUUGCCUGAUUCAGUCCCAAAAUGAGUGGCAGGAACUUCGGGAUUACUUGCCAAUGGAUUUGCAGGCUCUGAUAUUGCUCUACACCGGCAACGUAGAGAAUCAACUGGCGGUGAACACCAGCAGUCUACGGCGACUUAAUCAGCUAAGAACUCUGGAAAUUCGUGGAAUCGGCGCCACUCUGAUCAUCGAUGAUCCCCUGGAGUUUUUGCAGCAUGCCAACUUUGAGCAGAUCAGAUUGCAGGCCAGCGAUCGGCUGCAACGUCCAAAGUUCUCGAAACUUCCCAGUGACGACUAUGAGUACAAGCCGCCGAGUGAGCUCCUUCCACACGGCGAAUAUUCUACAAAGUACCCAUUGCAAUUCGAGGAUGCCGCCUCUGACAUUGUCACCUAUGAGCAGCACAUACAACGACUGAAGCAGACCAGGAUGCCCAGCUUUUUUGGAUGGGGCAGACUGGAGGUGCUCCGCAUACUGAGCUGUAAGCUGGAUAAACUGCACUGGCAAAUGUUCGACGGGCUAACCCAACUGAGGGACCUCAACCUGGAGAGGAAUAGCAUUGAGGAGUUGCCCCCAUUCGCUUUCUCGGGUGCUCUGAACCUGAAGAGUCUCUCUUUAGCCCACAACGCCUUAAGUCGAUUACAUUAUCUGGGUCUCGCUGGCCUGCUCCAACUGGAGACACUCAACUUAGCCGAUAAUCAACUAGGACGCUUAAGUGAAUUAAGUUUUCCGCCCUUGCCAAAGUUGCAGACGGCAGAUCUGCGCAGCAAUCCUGUUAAAUACAUCCUUCCUGGAACGUUUUGGGUAAUGAACGAUACGAGGGAACUUCAAAUGGGCAGCGAUCAGGCGGCUUUGGAUCUCCGCACUUGGUUUAUUUAUGGACAAUUUGAUUCCCUUAACGAACUACGCACAUUAAUCCUUGGCAAUGUUUCCACUGAAACACUAGAACAGGGCGUGUUUAAGGGUCUUUAUAGGUUGGAGGUCCUAAAGCUGCGGGGACAAAUCCAUAGCAUACAGUUUGAUGUCUUUGCAGGCAUGGAACAACUCAGGGAACUGGACAUUAGUCAGUGUGGCGUUUCGGAACUGUCCAUGGAUGCCUUCAUGGGCGUGAAGCGACUGAAGUUUCUCAACUUGAGCCAUAACAAUCUUACAAAUAUGCCUCAUGGGUUGCUGGAUGAUCAGCAGAGGCUUGAGGAAGUCCAGCUGCAAGGAAAUCAGUUGAAAACCUUGCCCACGAGUUUUUCCCGCUUGCCACUUGUUCGGGUAAUUCGUCUUGAUCAGAAUCCGUGGCAAUGCAGCUGCCAGAUGCGAUACUGGAAACCAUACUUCACAAAUGUAGUGCGGGGACCUAGUGUGAAGAGGUGUGUAAAAGACAUAAAUGGCGAUCCCCUCUCAUGCAGAUAUGAGGCCCCUUAUGAGACGGACAAGAGUGUGGUCCCCCGCUGCUCCAACUAUAAUGGACGCAGUGUCUAUUACGUGCUCCGCAAGCAACUUCAUUGUGGCGACAUAAAAAUUCUUCAGCCGCUAAGUCCCAUACGGAUCGGAACAAGGGGGCUUCCGCUGCCCCACUGGCGGAAGGUCGAGCUGCAGGACCAGAACCAGCAGUCAAAAAAAGCACGGCCAAGGAAAAUAGCACACAGGCCUACAAAGCAACGCAACACGCUGCAGUUUGUGCUAAGGCAACAGAAUCAUCAGCCCCACUCGGAUCCACUCGUGUUGGAGAUGUCCAAUGAGAUUUAACCACUUAACUAGUACUCUAAGUUAGCUUUAUGAUUACUUCGAACUUGAAUAUAUAUGUAAUGAUAAUGUAACCACAUAGCCAAUAGUGCAAAUCACUAAAAUGAGCUCGACUUACCCCUGAGCAUAGUGGCGCAACUUCCCUUGAAGACACUGCGCAGUCCUCCCUCCUUGUAAAGCUUCGCAGCGCAAUCGAUCAUUCCAUUAUAUUUACGCUGACCACCC